UAGUCUUACUGAGGCGUUACUCCAGCUCACCUCCAACACUGUCACAUAACAGCGCUGGUAAGGCCGGGAGACGGACACCUCCUCGACCUCUAUAUUUAGAUGUCUAACCUGCAUUUUUAAACAAAUCCUUUCCCGUGCCUCGGACAAAACUGAAAUCAGCGCAGGAACCUGACAAUUCAGAGGAGAGCCAAAACAGCGAUGGCCUCGGUUAAAAAAGACAACAGGCUGACGAGUUCUCAAAGCUUUGUGUGCGUCGGUUUCGCCGGAUUUUUCAGUAAAACUGUCACGUCGCCUUUGGAGGUGGUUAAAAUCAAGAGUCAGGUGGGCACCUUUCACUGCAAGAAGGGUUUGUGGCAAAGUUUUCUUCUCAUCUACCAGAACGAGGGACUUCGAGGAUUUUGGAAAGGAAAUUUAACCUCUUGUCUCCGGUUGUUCCCGUACACCGCGGUUCAUCUCACAACAUACAAAAAGAUAGUCCACCUUCACAUGGAUGAACUGGGCUUCAUCUCUCAGUGGAGAGCCAUAUUGGCCGGUGGACUGGCUGGCGUUGCUGCUGCCCUGGUCACGUACCCUCUGGAGGUGGCAGAAACCAGGCUCAUCGUUCAGAACUGCAGACAGCCCACGUACAUCGGCGUAAUUCACACUCUCUCAAAGAUCUACAGGAGUGAAGGGCUGCUUUCUCUCUACAGGGGCUUUUCCCUCACUUUCUUGGGUGCUUUUCCCUUUUCUAUCGGAUGCUAUGCGGUCUACAUGAACUUGGACAAGCUCUGGCAGGAGCCUCCAUUUCGCUUCACUCCCCUCCAGAACUUCAUUAAUGGCUGUCUCGCAGCAGGAGUGGCCCAAACCCUCUCCUACCCUUUUGAAACUGUAAAGCGGAAGAUGCAGGCGCAGAGUGCCCGUCUGCCCCAUCUUGGUGGAGUUGACGUCCAUUUCAGUGGAAUGAUUGACUGUUUCAUACAGGUUGUUAGAAAUAAGGGUGUCCUCUCACUGUGGAAUGGCCUUACUGCCAACACAAUAAAGAUUAUUCCCUACUUUGGCCUUCUUUUCACCUGCUUUGAGAUGUGUAAGCAGGUUUGCCUUUACCGCAACGGGUACAUCGUCUCACCCCUGAGCUACAAACCUGCACCAGGGGUCGACCAGAGCCUCGGGCCGUACGAGCUGGAGGAGGUGAAGCGCUACUUGAAAAACAGGAACUUUGGGUCGGGGGAGUCAUCUUUUGGAAACCGCUGGUGAAACUUCACAUGAGAGGAUGUCUUGUGAAAAAUACUGACAGCUGAACACACUUGACCAGCAAAAUGAGUUAUUUGCCGGACUGAAAUACUUCAGAGGCUUGUGUCUAUCACAAUUACAUAACAUUGGGCUUCUUAUAUGUCCUCAUAUAAGGUAUUAACAUUUACAUUAUGUCAGCAACAGUCUACCUCUUUCAGGAUAUUUUUAUUUUAUCUGAUAUAACAAUAUCAUAGCUCAAUAUGCCUUGAGCGUUAACUAUUUAUUUCGGGGCUUAUUUCAGUUAUAUCAAAUAGUGCCAUAGUUUAUUCAAAUAGAUUCUCCUUUACUCUACUUGUGAGAAAGCUUUUAAUGUACAAUGAAUGGAAUGAUUCAUAUGUUUGAGAAUGUUAUGGAUAAACAUGUUUGUGAAGCAAGAAAUGUGCUUACAACAUUAAAAUUUCACUGACACAUUU
Molecule: messenger RNA, 1682 nt
Organism: Siniperca chuatsi (mandarin fish)
Lineage: Eukaryota; Metazoa; Chordata; Actinopteri; Centrarchiformes; Sinipercidae
Gene: slc25a43
Product: solute carrier family 25 member 43
Exons: 5
Coding region: 199-1233 (344 amino acids)
Biological process (GO): transmembrane transport
Source: RefSeq, a predicted model, not a curated record